Molecule: messenger RNA, 4294 nt
Organism: Daucus carota subsp. sativus
Lineage: Eukaryota; Viridiplantae; Streptophyta; Magnoliopsida; Apiales; Apiaceae
Product: TMV resistance protein N-like
Exons: 6
Coding region: 170-1828 (552 amino acids)
Biological process (GO): defense response; signal transduction
Molecular function (GO): ADP binding
Source: RefSeq, a predicted model, not a curated record
AUACAAUACCUCUUUACUUUUAAAGAGUAUUCAAAAAUCUUAAUUGAAUACACCUAGAUUUUAAAAGUCAAUAAAAGUCAUUAAAAAUCAUGAUACAAUACCACCCCCUAAAUAUAAGUUUACAAGUCAUUUGCAGGCUGCCCUAGUUCGUAAUGGGGUUCGAACAUUUAUGGGUGAUCAUGAUGAUCCUGAUCUAAGUAACGGAGAAGUAAUCUCAGACUCGGUGCUCCAAGCUAUUAAUCAUUCCAAGACUUUCAUCGUCGUCUUCUCAAAAAAUUAUGCUUCUUCACCUAGGUGCCUUGACGAGCUCGUUGGUAUCUGUCAAUUUGAAAAAACUAGAUUGAUUAUACCGGUGUUUUACAACAUUGAUCCAUAUAUGGUGCAGCAUCUAACUGGGCGUUACAAAAAAGCUUUUAGGAAGCAUGAAGCUAGCCCUAAAACUGGGUGGUUUAAGAAAACUUCUAAAGAACAUCAAAGUCGAUUUGCUCAAUUGGAGAAAGUAAAUGAGUGGCGUCUUGCACUAACAGGAGUUGCCGGCCUUUCAGGAGAAACUGUUUCGGUGGACAGGUCUGAAUCUGAUGUCAUCAAUCAAGUUGUUAAUAAGGUUUUAUCAGAAACAAAGACGAUGUCUUUGGAUGUUACUAAAUAUCCAGUUGGGUUGGAUUCUCGUGUUAAAGACAUAGCAUCGUUGUUGAGCACUGACACAGAAGUUGUCACUAGGAUUGGUAUAUAUGGUAUGGGUGGAAUUGGCAAAACAACUCUGGCAAAAGCUGUGUAUAACCAAAUCUAUUUCAGAUUUCAGGGUAGCAGCUUCCUGGAGAACAUUAGUGAGAUUUCAAGAACAGAAAAAGGUGUAGUAUGCUUACAACAGAAACUUAUUGAUGAUAUUCUUAGAAGUAAGAAAAUCAAGAUUGACAGUGUUGACCAUGGAAUUGAGUUGUUAAGCACUAGAAUCUGUUCGACGAAAGCUCUGGUUGUUAUUGAUGAUUUGGAUAACCCCAGACCACUGGAAUUUUUAGGACCAUUUGCUCCGGGAAGCAUAAUCAUAAUAACAACAAGAAAUGAAGAUGUACUUGAUUCAAUCAAUGUUGAAGCAAAAUACAAGGCAAAUGAAUUAAGCGACGAAGAGUCAUGGCAACUUCUUACUAAGCAUGCAUUCAGAGACGGUAAAAUAUCCGAUAGAUUCAAAGAAGUAUCCCAAGAAAUUCUAAAAUGUGCUGGAGGGCUUCCGUUGGCUCUUGAGGUUUUUGGCUCGAACUUGUAUAAGAAAUCUGAGGAAGAAUGGACAUGCAUUGACAAAUUGAAACGAGACUCUAUUGAUGAUGUUGAGAAAAAACUUGUGAUUAGCUUUGAUGCCUUAAAACUCGUUGAUCCCAUUUUGCAGGAUAUUUUCCUAGAUAUUGCUUGUUUUUUCAUUGGAUGGUAUGAAGAAGAGGUUGUUAAAAUAAUGGAAACUUGUUAUACCUUUGUCAAUCAUCGUAUUGACAUUCUAAAAAAAAGAUGUUUACUAAUGAUUAAUUGUAGACAUGAGUUGGGGAUGUGUGAUCUGCUUCGGGACAUGGGGAGGAAAAUUGCCGGUAACGAUUCCCCUAAUGAGCCUGAAAAACAUAGUAGAUUGUGGGUAUCAAGAGAUAUAUGUGACAUAUUGAAAAAUCACAAGGGGACGAAAGCAAUUGAAGGUAUCAUCACUAGCAACUUUAACUGUGAGGAUGCACUUGAGGGAGUAUCAUUCGAUACGGAAACUUUCAAAAGGAUGAGGAAAUUAAGAUUUCUCUCCCUAAAAAAUGUAGUUCUCACUGGAAGCUUUAAGAAACAUUCGAAGAAUUGAGGUGGCUCAGCUGGGAUGGUUGUCCUUUGAGAUGUUUACCUCCUGAAUUUUACCCGCAAAAGCUUGUUAUCCUUGAGUUGCCUCAUAGCAAACUGGAAACAAUGUGGGAGCCAAACAUGGAUUUGCAUGUUUUUGGAAAGUUAAGGACAUUAAACAUGUCGUAUUCUCUACGUUUAACUACAACUCCAGACUUCACCAAAUUACCGAGCCUUGAAACAUUAAAUCUUGAGUACUGUGAAAGCCUGGAGGAGGUACAUGUGUCAAUUGGAAGUUUAGUGAGACUUGUUUCCCUAAAUUUGUGCGAGUGUGUAAGCCUAAAACGACUUCCGGACAGCAUUUGCAACUUAAGAGCAUUGAAAAAUCUAAAAUUGGUGGUUGUAGUAAUUUGGAAGCAUUGCCUAUGGAACUGUUGGGCAUUGAAUCUCUAACAGAGUUCCAUGAUGAGGUAUUAAAUGUCUUAAACAUAAUAGAUAGGAGUGUACAUAUCAGUGAGAUUGUUGAGAUGAACUCAGGUGAACAUGAUUACCUUCAAACUCCAUCACAUUCUGCUUCCAUUUCAGCCUAUACUGGCUGGGACGUUUUCUUGAGCUUCUGCAAUGAUGACACUGGAUUAACGCUUACCGAGCAUUUGCAUUAUGCCCUAUGUAUUCUACAUAUUCUUACAUUUAAGAAUGAUACUCAGCUAGUGGGGGAAGCAGUAUUGUCAGGCACAGUGCUCCAAGCUAUUCAGGAAUCCAGUAAUUACAUUGUUGUCCUAUUGGAAAAUUAUGCUUCUUCAAGUUUUUGUCCCGAUGAGCUGGUUGAGAUUCUCCAUUCUAGUCGAACAAUGGAAAAAUUGAUUAUUCCUGUGUAUUACAACAUUACUGCGUCCUCUGUAAGAUGACAAACUGGUAGUUACAAAAAAGCUUUUGAAAAGCAUCAAGUUCGUUACAAAGGUGAUAUGGAGAAAGUUAACAGAUGGCGCCUUUCGCUCGCUGAAGUUUCAAGGUUUCCAGGAUACCAUAUAUCAAAGAGCAGGUAUGAUCUGGACACUGUGCAAGAAAUUGUGGAGGAUAUGGCAGCAAAGUUAAAAAGAAAAGUGUUUCUCUUAGGGAGUUAUCUGUUUGGAAUAGAUUCUGCUGUAACAGAGAUAUAUCAAAUGCUAAGACUAGAGUCAAUUGAUGUUCGCGUUGUUGUGAUAUGUGGGAUGGGUGGAAUUGGGAAGACCACAAUUGCCAAAGCUUUCUGCAACAAAUAUUCCAACAGAUUUCAUAUCAACUGCUUUAUUCAAAAUGAAUAUCAGCACUCACAAGGAGGUGGUAUGCUUGCUUUACUUGAGCAAAUGUCAGCUCAACUUCACAGAAUAGGGACUUACAGGGUCACAGAUGUUCAAGGGGAAAUAAGAAUAAUAAAAGAUAUUCUUUCUUCUCAGAAAGCUCUCAUUAUUUUGGAUGAUCUGCUCCAACAAAGCACUUUGCUGCUGCUACGAACGCUGCACAACAAUUUUUCACCUGGAAGUAGAAUUCUUAUUACUACAAGAGAUAGGAAGCUGUUAAAUCAGUUAAAAAUAGAUAUGCCAGAAGUAGAUAUAUAUAUGGUGAAAGCAUUGGGGCGAAAUGAUUCAUUGAAGCUCUUUAGCUCACAUGCCUUCGGAAUGACAAUGCCGCCUGAAAGGUUCAGAGAACUCUCAGCAAGCUUUGUAACUUAUGCUGAUGGUCUUCCAGUAGCUCUCACUCUGUUGGGUAGGUCUUUGUACGGUAGAAACGACGUGUCGCUCUGGAAACUUGAACUCGAACAAGUUCUAGAAAGACCACAGGAAGAUAUACAGAAAAUCCUUCAACGGAGUUAUGAUGCAUUAGAUGAGAAUGAGAAGGCAAUCUUUCUUAAUAUUGCAUGCUUUUUCGUCGGAGAGGACAUAUAUGAGGCUUUUCAUUUAUUCAAAUCUCGUAAUUACUUCCCACAAGUUAGCAUACCGAUUCUAGUGGAAAGAUGUCUUCUAACAGUUGAUAGAAACAACAAGUUUCAAAUGCAUAAUCUUAUCCAAGUAAUGGGAAGGGAACUUGCGAAGAGUAGAAAACAUCUGUUGUUAAAAGGCAAGGAGCGCUACUUUGCCGUACAGAAGUAUAAGUAAGCGGCUGGGAAGGAUUUUCAGACACUACAGGUCUGAAGCUGAUAUUAUGGAGGCAACUUUAGAUCUUGAUGGUGAUACCAGAGAAGGAGAUACAAGAUAUCCUUUAACUGAGUUACGGUGAAUUACACGGGACUGAAAAGGCAAUCUUUCUUAUUAUUGCAUGCUUUUUCAUCAGAAAGGACAUGGAUAAGGCUGUUCAUUUAUUCAGAUCUGGUAAUUUCUUCCCACUAGUUGGCAAUACCAGUUCUAGUGGAAAGAUGUCUUUUAACACUUUGAUAAACACAAGAAGUUUUUGUUAAAUACAACACGCUUCAAAUGUAUAAUCUUAUUCAAGUAAUGGGAAGGUAACUUGUGAA